This is a messenger RNA of Jaculus jaculus (lesser Egyptian jerboa), 2561 nucleotides long. It is a transcript of the gene Cdc42ep1, whose product is annotated as CDC42 effector protein 1. The record is from RefSeq and is a predicted model, not a curated record. Bases 328 to 1518 code for a protein of 396 amino acids. Lineage: Eukaryota; Metazoa; Chordata; Mammalia; Rodentia; Dipodidae. The transcript has 3 exons.
CCGGCCCAGCGACUCUCGGGCUGCGCGCGGGGACGCGCCACCGCCGCCCCUGGACCCCGGCCCGGGGCCCGGCGACACGAGGUCUCCACCCCAGGACAUGAACUGCCUACCUCUGAGGUCCAUCCUGAGCCUUCCAUGCGAGGAGCUCAUCACUGGCCUCACCAGGGCCCACACCACAGCCUCAGGGAGACACAAGCUGUGGACGCCCAGAGCUGUGCCUUAGGAGCUCGCCACCCUCCAUUGACAGGAAGAGGGCCUGAGCCCAACCCGCGCCACUGCCCAGCCCCGGGGUGGGCAUGAACCAGCAGUUGUGAGCAGCCAGAGCUGAUGCCCGGCCCCCAGGGGGGCACAGGAGCCCCCACCAUGAGCCUGGGCAAGCUGUCAGCCGUGGGCUGGGUGUCCGGCUCACAGGGAAAGAGGCGGCUGACGGCAGACAUGAUCAGCCCCCCGCUCGGGGACUUCCGCCACACCAUGCACGUGGGCCGUGGCGGGGACGUCUUCGGGGAUACCUCCUUCCUCAGCAACCACGGGGGCAGCUCGGGCAGCACCCACCGCUCGCCCCGCAGCUUCCUGGCCAGGAAGCUCCAGCAAGUGCGCAGGGCGGGGGUCCCGCCCCGCAGAGUGGCUUCUCCGCCGGCGCCCUCGCCCGCCCCACCGGCUGUGUCCCCCAUCAUCAAGAACGCCAUCUCCCUGCCCCAGCUCAACCAGGUCGCCUACGACAGCCUGGUGGUGGGCAAGCUGAGCUUCGACAGCCCCUCAAGCUCCACAGACGGCCGCUCUGGUUACGGCCUGGACUCGGGGUUCUGCACCAUCUCCCGCCUGCCACGUCUGGAAAAGCCCAGCAGCCUUGAUCGCGGUCCCGAGCACGAUCGCGGUCCCGAGCACGAGCGAGCGCCGAGUGCCUUCCCCUCCGAGCCUGAGCUGCGCCGCUCGGACUCUCUCCAGUCCUUCCGCUUUGACCUCGACCUUGGGCCCUCGCUGCUCAGUGAGCUGCUGGGGGUCAUGAGUCUUUCAGACACUCCUGCAGCUGAGACCCCAGCCCCCACUGCUGCCGACUCCCUGGUGGUUACUGCGAACCCCGCAGCUCCUGCUGCAAACGUCUCGGUCCCCGCUGUGAAGUCCCCGGCCCCGGCCCCCAGCCCUCCAGCCCCUGCCACCAAUCCCCCAGCCCCUGUGGCAAGUCCCACAUCCCGAGGACAUUUCCCCAAUGGGGUCACUGCUGGCAUAGGUCCAGUGGCUGAGGUGAGGGCCAGUCCGGUGAGAGAAGGUCCCCGGGGACCUCCCGACAUGGCCUUCGGCAGGCUUUGGGGACACAGCCAGGCCAGCCGCCACUACACAGAGAUGGAUGCUCGGCGGGAGCUGGCGAGGGUCCUGCCUCAGGUCCAGGGCUCCUGGGAGAGCCUGGACGAAGAGUGGAGGGCACCCCCGGUCAGCAGCAGGGCCCCUGUGCCCAGCACCGUGCAGGCCAACACCUUCAUGUGUGCUGAUGUGGAAGAGGAUGAUGAAGUGAAGGUGUGAAGGGCUGGGGCAUGGGCUCUGGUCCAACCCGCCGCGGGGCUCCCCAAGAGCCCAGGGUCUUGAGCCCACCCUUCGCCUAACAGUUACAUCUGCCUACAAGAGCUGGGGGAACCUGGGUGGCCCUAAACUCCUCACCUCUACAGGGCAGGCAUGAGGAGAGGGUAGAGGAAGGAACCCCGGUUUGUCGGGGACCUGGGUCCCGGGGUCUUGCUGUGCUGACCCACCUUCCCCCACCGACUCUGGGCCCAGUAGCCUUUCCUCCAGCCCCACCCCAUGCCACCCCCACUGGCCUCACAGUGUGGCCUUUGUGCCCUGUCCUUGUAGGGUGGAGUGGGGGUAGGGCCAAGCCCACACAGGGCUAUUGUCUCCUGGUGGGACUGCCUGCCCCCUGCCCAUCGAGGGCGGCCCCCAACAAGCUCACCACUGUGUCCCCAGUAGCUCUAUCAGGGUUCCUCCCCAAUGUUGUCCCCAAGAAAGUUCAGGUGUAACUGCACAGACAAAAAGGUGCACCCCAGACCUGCCUGUGGUGGCUGACUGGAAAAAAGGUUUCCUCUGAUAAGAGAUGUCCCCUUAAGAAUCUCGGGGGGGAGGGAGAGGGGGACAUGGGAGAUGGACCUUAGCCCACUGAGAUGUUUGAUGUUCUUUCUCCUCCUGGGAGUUUGGAAAGCCAAGGACCCCUUUUGAGCCCCCUCCCCAGCUGGGGAGGGGUCAGGGCAGGUAAUCAGUAACCUGCCUGGAAUGCCCAGCUGAUAAGAGGCCCAGGUGGGAGUCUUAUCUGCAGUUCCUGGAACACCCUGGCCCCAGGUGCCUGGAACCGGUGUCUGGCCCAUAAUCCCGUGGGGCAGCCUGGCAGGUGCUCAGGCAGUCACAGGGAGGGCUGGAGGGAGGCAGGGUCUCCCACUUAGGGGGGCUUAGGACCGUGUCCCUGCUUGGCAGUACUGUGUCCUUGUACCUCUGCGUCCUCCCCUGUAUCAUAAAAAUGCCAGGAGUAUUAAAACGCGUGGUAAACGCUAUCCACGGUUCCCGCCAUGAAAACACUCAAA